AUGGUUGCCCUAUUUCCGUGUUUCGGGAAUCAUGCCCCUUUCUGCGCCUUGGAAAGCGUGCCCUGUCUCGCAUUGGGAAACGUGCCCCUUUUGCACCUCGGGAAGCAUGCCCCUUUCGCACCUGGGGAAGGUUGGGGGUUGGGGGUUGGGGGUUGGGGGUUCGGGGUUGGGGGUUCGGGGUUCGGGGUUCGGGGUUCGGGGUUCCGGGUUCCGGGUUCCGGGGUUCCGGGGUUCCGGGGUUCCGGGGUUCCGGGGUUCCGGGAUUCCGGGGUUCCGGGGUUCCGGGGUUCCGGGGUUCCGUUCCGGGGUUCCGGGGUUCCGGGGUUCCGGGGUUCCGGGGUUCCGGGGUUCGGGGUUCGGGGUUCGGGGUUCGGGGUUCGGGGUUCGGGGUUCGGGGUUUCGGGGUCGGGGUUCCGGGGUUCCGGGGUUCCGGGGUUCCGGGGUUCCGGGGUUCCGGCGUUCCGGGGUUCCGUUCCGGGGUUCCGGGGUUCAGGGGUUCAGGGGUUAACCCCGGGGUUCGGGGGUUCGGGGGUUCGGGGGUUCGGGGUUCGGGGUGUUCGGGGGUUCGGGGUUCGGGGGUUCGGGGGUUUAGGGUUUAGGGUUUAG
Pyrus x bretschneideri (Chinese white pear) is the source of this 606-nucleotide messenger RNA. RefSeq names its product ATP-dependent RNA helicase A-like. NCBI's taxonomy places the organism in Eukaryota, Viridiplantae, Streptophyta, Magnoliopsida, Rosales, Rosaceae. Bases 1 to 606 code for a protein of 201 amino acids. The transcript is spliced from 2 exons. The record is from RefSeq and is a predicted model, not a curated record.